CAGGUAAACAGAUUUCAUUUCAAUUUUCAUAAGCAGGACGUAUUUAGAUUUCCUCGGAAUUUUUUCCUGUUCUCCUGUUGAUAACACGUUAAAGCUUUUGUAAAUACUCAUGUUUUUGCUACAUAAAAAAGAAUAAAAUAUUGCAAAAUGACUGCGGAGAUGUCUAGCUUUAAAAGAUUUCUGCAUUGGGGACCCAUAACAGCACUGACCAUUAUAAAAUGCAUUACGCUGACAACUUUAUAUAUGAACUCAAUGUGGUGGCCACCUAAUUUUUCCUUAGGUGGCUUCCUAAAUCAGGCGGUUUUUUUAAUGCUCUCUUCGUUGGCCACCUUUAACUUUGUUAUGGCCACAUUGACGGGGCCUGGUUUAUUACCGCUGAAAUGGAAACCAAAAGAUUCGAAUGUUACGGAUCAAUUACAAUAUUGUAAAGUUUGUGAGGGCUAUAAGGCUCCCCGAUCUCAUCAUUGUAGAAAAUGCAAUCGUUGUAUAAAGAAAAUGGAUCAUCAUUGCCCUUGGAUUAACCACUGUGUUGGUUGGGCCAAUCACGCUUAUUUCACCUAUUUCUUGUUGUUUUCCAUCAUAGGCAGUUUACAUGGCGCUGUUAUUUUGAGUUGUUCAUUCUACAGGGGCAUACAUCGCUAUUGGUAUCUGUCGCGUGGCCUGGUACAUUUGGCCACAGUUCAAUUUACCAUGUACAGUAUAAUUAUGUGUAUAUUUGCUAUGGGUUUGGCAAUAGGUGUUGUCAUAGCCUUGGGAAUGCUUUUAUAUUUUCAGAUGAAAUCGAUAUGGAAAAAUCAAACUGGCAUCGAAAUGUGGAUCAUCGAAAAGGCUAUGUAUAGACGUAUGCAUUAUCCGGAUCUGGAUGAAUUCGUAUAUCCUUACGAUCUAGGUUAUAAAGAAAAUAUAAAACAAGUCUUCAAAAAUGAAAAUGUGGCCAAAGGCAUUGGAAUUGAAUGGCCCGUUAUCGAGGGAUGCGAUCAGUAUACAUUGACACGCGAACAGAUCGCCCAAAAAUGUGAAAAACGUGCACGAACGCGUACCUAUAAAUGUAUACGCAAGGCAACAGGCAGUUAUCUACCUCUGUUCUCCCAGGGAUUCCGAGUAUGCUUAUCUCCACCCUGUACCGAUGAACCACGUUUACGUUUGGAGGUUGAUGAUGUUAUAAAGGUAACACGCUUCCGUAAACACUGGCUGUUCGGUGAGCGGGUUGCCAGCGAAGCCGAACAAAAGGAGGCUAAAUUAAAGAAAAAAGCUUUACGAGGUUGGUUUCCCCGGCGUUGUGCUAUUGAAUUAAUACAACCAAAUCAACCUGUAACAUCCGAUGAAGAGGACAACAAUGAAAUUCCCACAGAUGAUAUACCACAAAAACGUGUGAAUAAAGUGAAAACAAGUGAUUUGGAGGAGAUCGUCCAAUCGAAUGGUGGCAAUCAUCGAAAACCUCAUCAGAAUGGCAAUCACCACCACCAGCAUAAGAAAAUAAAGUGACAUAAAUAUUUUAGGGCAUUACAUAGGGUUGAACUUAAUCAAACCCCCUAAAGCCACAUGGAAGACUACAAUGAUGACAAAAGGGAUUACGUUUGUCUUUUAUUUAUAUAUAUAAAUAAUUGUGUAUGUGAAUAUAUUUAUUAAGAUUUUUAUGUAAUAAAUUCUCUAAUAGAGAUAA
This is a messenger RNA of Stomoxys calcitrans (stable fly), 1663 nucleotides long. RefSeq names its product palmitoyltransferase ZDHHC6. Gene Ontology annotation, cellular component: Golgi apparatus. Lineage: Eukaryota; Metazoa; Arthropoda; Insecta; Diptera; Muscidae. Bases 148 to 1485 code for a protein of 445 amino acids. Gene Ontology annotation, molecular function: palmitoyltransferase activity. The record is from RefSeq and is a predicted model, not a curated record. Gene Ontology annotation, biological process: protein palmitoylation. The transcript is spliced from 6 exons.